AUGACAGCAGGAGACGACAAAAUUGACCUUUGUCCCAACAAUGGUGGCAUUGCUGGCGUGAAACAUGAGAAAGAAGCGGGUAUCGCAGCAGCAACCAAUGUUCACAGUGUGACGAACAACCUACAAGUAUCGCCAGCGAAAGUCUCGGAGCUUUUGCUGUCUGAAGGACCGCUGGCCAUUCGAUUUAUCACGAAAGCGCUCUGCAAGCAAAUGCCGGGUUUUGCGGAGCUAUCGGCGUCCAAACAGAGGAGACUCAUCAUGGCGGCACUUGAAAUGGGCGACAGAGCAAGCUGUGUGGUAUUCACCAAGAUCGGCUGGGGCCAUUGGUCGGCCACAAAGGUCGAAGAUCCGGCCGAUUUCGAAAAAGAACGCGAAGCCACUAAUAUUGCCAAUAGUAAAAUCAAAGAUAUGGUGUCCCAAGAACGCCGCAAAAGCAGUUCCGUCUCUCAGACGAAAAAACCAAUCGCAGCAGGGUUCAAACGUGAGCUGGAAAUGCCUGGUGGCAGUCGAGCGGCUGUGUUUCUGGACGAAAAUGCACUUGCGUCCGAUGACGAGGAUUACGACGGCAAUGUGGGCGAUUUGGGUGGCAAUCGCGACGAAAUAGAUGAAGACAACGACUUUCAUGAUAAUGGCUACGAUUUUUUCAAAAAACGCAAAUCCAGCGUGGUGGUGUACGCGGAAAACUCACCCCCGGGCGAGCCGGACCAUGACGCCGCUGCAAUACACGGGUCUGCAAACCCAAGACCCUCACUCAAGAGUCAUCGUCGCUCCUCGUCGAAAAUACGGUCGCCAUCGGUAAGCAAGCGCAGCUCUUUCCGAGGAUCCAAUGCUAGUCUUGAAGCCAUCACGAGGCGGCUUUCAUCGCCCGCUACCGUAAUUGAAAAGCAAUCUACAAAGACAGCAACAGGGCCCUCAGGGCCUGCAACUACCAAAGACCCAGAGACCCGCGGAAGAGAGCCACGGUUGUCGUUUUCCAAAGAAUCCAGUUUGCGCUCCACACUACUUUCGCAUGCAAACCUUAGAUCAAGUCCCCUCCAGCGCGCAAUCGAUUCCAGUCAGAAUAAGGAUCUGUCGUACUACCGUCUGAAUAGCCCGUCUUCAGGAAUCAAUGCGUUAGCCAGCUCGAAUGGCGAAGACGACAGUGCUGCGAUUGAAGAAGACGAGGAUCUUGACCGUUUCGACGACACGGACGAAGAAGACUGGAAACAUAUCGGAGCCGAGUCAUUGAGAAAUAGUCGUGCCCCGUCACAGAUACGAUCACCGCCACAAGUAACAUCGCCACACUCGCUAGCUGUCAACCGGCCUGCUUUGGAACGCCAGCCAUCUCAUUUGUCGCUAAGCCCACCCGUGCUGCUGGACGGCUCGGAAUCAAUACCCAAAACUCAAUCCUCGGCUAGUUCAAACAGGCAAGAGCCUCAGGCAGAGACCCAAGACGCUGCAUUUCUACUGAUGAGUUUGAAGUCGUGA
Lachancea sp. 'fantastica' is the source of this 1467-nucleotide messenger RNA. The record is from the annotation of a GenBank genome assembly. NCBI's taxonomy places the organism in Eukaryota, Fungi, Ascomycota, Saccharomycetes, Saccharomycetales, Saccharomycetaceae.